Phragmites australis (common reed) is the source of this 1935-nucleotide messenger RNA. RefSeq names its product probable 26S proteasome non-ATPase regulatory subunit 3. Lineage: Eukaryota; Viridiplantae; Streptophyta; Magnoliopsida; Poales; Poaceae. The record is from RefSeq and is a predicted model, not a curated record. The transcript is spliced from 8 exons. Gene Ontology annotation, biological process: ubiquitin-dependent protein catabolic process; regulation of protein catabolic process. The coding region runs from base 198 to 1670 and encodes 490 amino acids. Gene Ontology annotation, cellular component: proteasome regulatory particle, lid subcomplex; proteasome complex. Gene Ontology annotation, molecular function: enzyme regulator activity.
GGAGAGGGAAAGAGGAAUCCGCCGCCGCUGCCGCUGCCGCAGGUAACCCCACCCAGAAGCGACCUUCUUGUGGUAGAAGCUACGACACCACCAACAGCUCCUCCGGCUCAGCUCCAGCAAUUUCACACCGAUCCGCCACUACACCUCACCACACCCCCUCCUCCUCGCCGCCGGCCGCCCGCCCGCCCGCCGCGACGAUGCUGGAGGACGUGCAGAUGAGCGACUCCGAGCCCCAGCCGGCCGCCCCUCCCCCCUCCGCGGCGCCGGCGCCCUCCACCCUCCACCAUCUGAAGGAGAUCGCGUCGGUGAUCGAUUCCGGGUCGCUGUCCAAGGAGGUGCGCCGGAUCUCCCGCGCCGUACGCCUCACCGUCGCGCUCCGCCGGCGCCUCGCCGCGCGGGACGUCUCCGCCUUCCUCGCCUUCGCCCUGCCCGCGGCGUCCGACCCGUACGCACGCCUCACCGCCCUGCUCCCCAAGGAAGAUGAUGCUGAGAUGGAGGUUGACACUGCGGCUCCGGCAACUCAGAUUUCAAUCAAGCAUGGUCUCCCUGAGAUUGAAAUUUAUUGCUACUUGCUUGUCCUGAUCUUCCUUAUUGAUGAGAAGAAAUAUGACGAGGCUAAAGCAUGUGCAAGUGCAAGCAUUGCUCGUCUGAAGAAUUUGAACAGGAGAACUGUUGAUGUUUUGGCUUCUCGGCUGUACUUUUAUUACUCUUAUGUGUAUGAGCUUACCAACAGCCUUGCUGAAAUCCGUGGGAAUCUGCUUGCAUUACAUAGAAUGGCAACUUUGCACCGUGAUGAGCUUGGUCAGGAAACUCUGCUCAAUCUUCUACUUCGCAAUUACCUCCACUACAACUUGUAUGAUCAGGCAGAAAAGCUUAGGUCAAAGGCACCACGUUUUGAAGCGCAUUCCAAUCAGCAAUUUUGCCGAUACCUGUUCUACUUGGGCAAAAUUAGGACAAUUCAAUUGGAGUACACUGAUGCUAAAGAAAGUCUCCUGCAAGCUGCUCGAAAGGCACCCACAACAGCUUGUGGUUUUCGGAUUCAGUGCAACAAAUGGGCUAUCAUAGUAAGGCUACUCCUUGGAGAGAUUCCAGAAAGAACGGUCUUCAUGCAGAAAGGAAUGAAGAAAGCACUGACACCAUAUUUUGAGCUUACGAAUGCUGUCAGGGUUGGAGAUUUGGAGCUGUUCAGGGCUGUUGCAGACAAAUUUGCAAGCACGUUCAGUGCAGACAGGACUCAUAAUUUGAUUGUGAGACUGCGCCACAAUGUUAUCCGAACUGGACUGCGCAAUAUCAGCAUUUCAUAUUCAAGGAUAUCCCUCACUGAUAUUGCUAAGAAGCUAAGACUAGACUCUGAGAACCCUGUUGCUGAUGCCGAGAGCAUUGUAGCCAAGGCCAUAAGAGAUGGUGCAAUUGAUGCCACAAUAGAUCACACGAAUGGUUGGAUGGUGUCAAAAGAAACUGGUGAUGUCUACUCGACAAAUGAGCCGCAAAUUGCAUUCAACUCCAGGAUUGCGUUUUGCCUCAACAUGCACAAUGAGGCGGUCAAGGCGAUGAGGUUCCCCCCUAACUCACACAAGGAAAAGGAGAGUGCUGAGAAGCGCCGUGAAAGGCUUCAGCAGGAGGAGGAAUUGGCCAAACACAUGGCUGAGGAAGAUGACGACGACUUUUAAAUGGGUAUCCUUUUUAGCUGCCACUUGCUAUGUGGAGUUGGUUCAUUUGAGAUCCCUUGAUUCAAAGCAAUUCCUCCAAUCCCCGCAGGGUUACUCGAGUUAUGCAAACAUUAAAGUUUAAAUUCAUCCGCUGUAAUUUUAUGUUGAUCAGGAUUUUGUAUUAACUCCGUAUGUGUCUACAGGGUUACUUGCGUUUGCCUCUUCUUGAAAUCUUUGACGGGAUAAUUUACACCUAGCAAAAGUUAUUUCCUGAUUUUUUGGUCCC